Molecule: messenger RNA, 201 nt
Organism: Dromiciops gliroides (monito del monte)
Lineage: Eukaryota; Metazoa; Chordata; Mammalia; Microbiotheria; Microbiotheriidae
Product: cytochrome c oxidase assembly factor 5-like
Exons: 1
Coding region: 1-201 (66 amino acids)
Biological process (GO): mitochondrial respiratory chain complex IV assembly
Cellular component (GO): mitochondrion
Source: RefSeq, a predicted model, not a curated record
AUGCCCCAUUACUAUGAGGACAAGCCGGAGGAUGACGGCGCAUGUGCCCGGGUGAAGGAGGAUCUGGGGACUUGCCUACUGCAGUCGGACUGUGUGCUCAAGGAAGGAAAAGCUUGCAAAGCUUUGAGAUACUCAUUUUUUGAAUGCAAAAGGUCAAUGUUGGAUGCCAGUUCAAGAUUCAGAGGAAGAAAAGGAUAUUGA